Saccoglossus kowalevskii is the source of this 4341-nucleotide messenger RNA. Its product is annotated as xanthine dehydrogenase/oxidase-like. The record is from RefSeq and is a predicted model, not a curated record. Lineage: Eukaryota; Metazoa; Hemichordata; Enteropneusta; Harrimaniidae. Gene Ontology annotation, molecular function: iron ion binding; 2 iron, 2 sulfur cluster binding; FAD binding.
AUGUCUACUGCUCUAAGUUGCCCAUCAUCUAGUGACGGUAAUGAAACGCUUGUUGCUGACGAGUUGGUUAUAUUUGUCAACGGUAUAAAGUUCACAGAUCAUAAUGUGAGACCCCAAGUAACGUUACUGGCAUACAUCAGAGGAAAACUUAAAUUGACAGGGAGUAAAUUGUCUUGUGGUGAAGGAGGAUGUGGAGCUUGUACUGUAAUGCUGUCAAGAUAUGACCACGUGGACAAGAAGAUAUCUCACUGUGCUAUUAAUGCAUGCUAUACACCUGUAUGCUCUGUACAUGGAAUGGCUAUCACAACAGUGGAAGGAAUUGGGUCAACAAAGACAAAGUUACACCCAAUACAGGAACGACUUACUAAAUCCUAUGGAUUACAGUGUGGGUUUUGUUCCCCAGGCAUGAUAAUGUCAAUGUAUACUCUGUUACGUAACAAUCCGCAACCAACUGCCCUGGAUAUUGAAGGAUGUUUGAAAGGAAAUCUCUGUCGUUGUACAGGGUAUAGAUCAAUACUAGAUGGAUUCAAGUCUUUCAGUGCACAGCUUCUGGGGAAAUUAUUUGACCCAAGUGAUUACUCUCCGUACGACCCUUCUCAGGAGCCAAUAUUUCCACCAGAAUUACAGACCAGCAGCAAAUUUCAUACCAACACAGUACGGUUUAUUGGAGAAGCAUUGGACUGGAUUCGACCUACUUCAUUAGAAGAACUUCUUAAAUUGAAGAAUGAAUUACCUGCAGCUAAAUUGGUGGUUGGCAAUGCUGAAGUUGGCUUUGAACCAAGACCCAAUAAUAUAAAAACAACUUUGAUAUCAGUAACACACGUACCAGAGUUAAACCAGAUUGAUAUCACAGACUCUGGUAUCACAUUUGGUUCUUCUGUCACUAUGAGUCGUAUGUACGAUGUUCUCAAGAAGAAUGGGGACGUUUUGGCAGAACGCAGAAUGAAUGUUUUUAUAUCAUUGAUGGAUAUGUUAGAACUCACAGGUGAUCAGCAAAUGAGGAAUGUAGCUGGAAUUGGUAGUCAUAUAAUGAGUGCCAGCCCGCUAUCAGAUAUUACACCAAUGUUGAUGGCUGCUGGAACGACUGUACUGGUUGGUUCUCUUCGAGAUGGCAAACGGAGCUUACCUCUGGAUAACAGUUUCUUUGUGGAAUUCAGGAGAACGUGUCUAAAAGCAGAUGAAGUUCUAAUUAAUUUGACGGUUCCAAUAUCGAAAGAGAAUGAAUAUUUCGCUGGAUACAAAGUAAGAAAUCAAGUACACCGUCGAGACAGAGACGUUUCUAUGAUUAGUGCUGGCAUGAAAGUCGUGUUUGAAGACAGCAGCAAUGUCAUCAAGAAUAUUAACCUAUGCUUUGGUGGAACAGGACCAACUGUGGUUAUGGCAACAUCAAUUAUGGAGAAAAUGCAAAGAAGGAAAUGGGAUGAAGGUCUUCUUAAUGAUGUUCAACGCAUGUUGGUAGAAAUGCUGCAGCUGUCUACACAUGGAGGUUUUGUAGAAUAUCGAAAAUGUCUGUUGCAGAGUUUCUUCUUCAAAUUUUAUCUAAAUGUUCAGAAUGUACUAAGUAAGCAACUGACUGACACUGUUCUGACUGUACCUGCCCAGUGCAAAUCAGCACUGGUUCCAGUCGAGAUGCCGCCCACUGAGAGCAUGCAACUAUUUCAGGAUGUACCUAGAUCACAGUCAAAUGACGAUCCUGUGGGACGACCAAUCAUGAAUGAAUCAAGUUUACAGUUAACCACUGGGGAAGCUAUCUUUUUAGAUGACAUAAAACCAGAACAAGGUGAAUUGCACUUCGCCCUUGUAACAAGUAAACAUGCAAAUGCAAAAAUCAUAUUAAUCGAUGCAUCAGAGGCCACAGAACUGGAAGGUGUACACUGCUUCGUUGGAGCUGAUGAUGUACCUGGUAAAAACAGGUGGAAUGAAACUGAUCCAAAUGAAGUUAUAUUUGCAUCAGAAGAAGUAUUAUACAUUGGUCAGGUGAUUGGCGGUGUUGUUGCGGACACAAUGGAAUUGGCUCGCAAAGCAGCUAAGUUAGUAAAAAUAGAGUAUGAAGUACUGGUACCCAUUCUUACAAUUGAGGAGGCCAUUGACCAAGACUCUUACCUACAGCCAUUUCGUCAUUUAGAAGAAGGAGAUUUAAAGGGCCAACUGGCGAAGUCGGAUCAUGUGAUCGAAGGCGAGGCUCGUAUUGGUGGUCAGUGUCAUUACUAUAUGGAAUCACAGUGCUGUAUCGCACAGCCAAAGGAACUCAAUGAAAUGAUAAUAAUUGUGUCCUCCCAAGACUUGUCUUCUACACAGAGACGUGUGGCAGCAGCUCUGAGUAUACCCGCAAACAAAGUCACAUGUAAGAUUAGGCGUGUUGGAGGAGCAUUCGGUGGUAAAAUCACACGUCCAGUUCACUUUGCUAUGACGUGUGCCGUUGCUGCAAAAAAAACUGGCAAACCAACUCGUCUCGUAGUUGGGCGUGAUUUAGAUAUGCAGAUUGUUGGUAAGCGACAUCCAAUAUUAGCCAGGUAUAAUGUCGGUUUCAGUAAAACUGGCAGGGUUCGUGCGCUUCAAUGUGCCAUAUUUUUAAAUGCCGGAUUCGGUUACGACAUUUCAAUUCACACGAUGAUAAAAACGUUGAUUCAGCUGCAGGAUGCAUAUAACAUACCUGCCUAUGCACUAUCUGGAAGGGCGUGUAAAACAAAUAUGGCAUCGAAUACUGUCAUGCGAUCACCUGGAUGUAUGCAGGCGACAGCAGUGAUGGAAACUAUCAUGGAUCUGAUAGCUACGACAUGUGGUGUACCUUCUGUAGAGAGAGUCUCUUUAUUUGAAGCAUUGAUGUCAGUAUUGUAUCAUAUUCUGCAGGAGGCAUAUCAAUCAGAGGAAGCUUUGAUCUGUUUGGCCACCUUGUCAAUUGCUCUGUCAGUGUCAUCUGUAUCAUCAGGUAUCACAUGGAGGAUUUUGGCUUCAUUUGAUUUGAAUGCUAGUAUAGAUGCAAUUCCUGGUGAUGACAGGUCCUGUGUUGCCAAAGGUUUCUCCUUGCCUGCAGACAUAUGCAGGACGUCAUCUGUCUGGGUGUUUGGAAUCUUUUACAACAGUGCAUGUUUUCCACCACAGAAGAGACAUGUUGUAGAAAUAACAAAUUCCGCAUGCUCUGAUCGUCUUGCUAUUUUGGGUUUUCUUGUCCGAGAGAUGAAUAUGUAUAAAUGUGGUGACAGUAAUUACUUUUAUCAAGAAGUCCCUGAUAUUGGUAAUUUAACACGAUGUUGGAAUGAGUGUAUUGUGAAAAGUGAUUAUCAUAGAAGAUUAGAACAAACUAGUUAUUUUAAUAGUACAAAUCGCUGGAAGAAACGAGGAGUGUCUAUUAUUCCUGUCAAUGUCUUUAAUGGUGAAUCACUUACCGAAAUUAAUCAGGGCGCUGCAUUGGUGCAUAUAUAUCUGGAUGGUUCAGUGUUGCUUACCCAUGGUGGUAUAGAGAUGGGUCAAGGGUUACAUACCAAGACGAUACAGAUUGCAAGUCGUGUUCUGCGUAUACCUUCUGAACGUAUUUAUAUCAAUGAGACCAGUACCGAUAAGGUGCCUAACACGGUUUUAACUGCUGGUUCCACAGGUACGACACUAUGUGGGAAUGCUGUUAAGAUUGCUUGUGAGACACUCAUGGAGCGACUGGAUCCAUUCAUCCAUGAAAAUCCCAAAGGUUCCUGGGAAGAAUGGGUUGGUGCUGCAUACAGAAAUAGAAUAAGCUUAUCAACAACAGGAUUAUUCAAAGUAUCAGAUGAUGUAAUGAUUAACUGGGACGAUCACCCAUCUUCCCGCACAUCGUACAAUCAUACUUAUGGGGCAGCUUGCUGUGAAGUUGAAAUUGACUGCUUAACUGGUGAUCAUCAGAUAAGACGGGUUGACAUUGUUAUGGAUGUUGGGCACAGUAUAAACCCUGCACAUGAUAUUGGACAGAUUGAAGGUGCUUUCAUGCAAGGGUAUGGUUUAUUUGUUGUGGAAGAAUUACGAUAUUCACAUAAAGGCGAACUACUGACCAGGGGGCCAGGAAUGUAUAAAAUACCAUGUGUUAGUGAUAUGCCAAGACAAUUCAAUGUGCAUUUGUUGGAAGGAUCUACCUGUUCUGAUGGAAUAUAUUCGACUAAGGCUAUUGGAGAACCACCAUGUUUACUAGGAGUGUCUGUAUUGGCUGCCAUUCGACAUGCUAUAUCAUCAGCCAGAUCAGAUGCUGGUCUACAUGGCAGCUUCCGGCUAGACUGCCCAGCAACACCAGAAAGAAUUAGACUUGCUUGUAGUGACAACUUUCCGAAAGAUAGCCAAGAGAUUGCUGGUAAUGAAGACUUCUUUAUACAAGUCUAG